GCCACGCGUAUAGGUUCCAUAAAUUUUUCAUACAAAAUGUACCCUAAGCUGCAACUACCUCUACUUCUGAUUUUAACAGUAGCAGUUGACCACUGUUUAUCAAGCGUACCAAUGGUCAAUAAUACGCAAGAUGAGCCAGCAGCAGAAUCAGAAUCAGAAUUAGAAAAACUAUUAAUCAGUCUUCCAUUAGUUCUAAUGAAAUAUAUAAACUAUUAUACUCGUACGCCACCGUUAAAGAUUAUACAAUCUAAGUGGGCAGUAGGAGACAAAUUUUUUACUGCGGAAACGGUAUUUGAGGGUGCAAUGGGUGCAUAUUUAGAACAGCAAGUUUUCUUCUGUGACCUGAAAAACUUUCAGUCUACAAAUGACGACGACAAAUACUGCUCCUAUCCAAUUCAAUUCAAGGUGGAAGACGUUUUGAAAUGUAAUAAGGAACCAGAGCCUUUUGUAAAAAAAUAUAUAAUAGCCCAGUGGCCGAAACCGCUGGAAAUUGAAUGCGGACGUAAGGAAGCUGGUAAAUUGCACCAGUUUAUGUACAAGACUUGUAUGACGAAAAACCUCAUCGAGAAUGAAAAAACAAUGCCAAAUUCGGUUUUAGACCCAAAUUCAAUCGAAAUCGAAAAUCGUUCCGUACUCGACAUUUAUCGAUUUUGCUACAACGAGAAAUACAAACAAGUGUUAUUCACAAGACAUGAGCUAAAUUUAUUUGAUUUGUUAUCCGAUGAAAAACUGAAAUACGAACAAGAAGAAAUAUAUCCCAUGAUAACGAAUGGAUACGAAUUAUUCAAAUCGCAGUUUGAUGACGUCGAAAAGGAAUACAUUCAAUUAAAAGAAAAAGGUUACGUAGCCCAGAAACUUGCACCUCCCGAUCACUUCCCGUUUGCUUUAUGGAGAAAAACAACGUUUCAUUAUUUAAACACGAUGCCAAUGCGAGCGGAACUGGUACAACUUUGGAAUCGUAUCUUCAUACGCAUAAAAAAAAGGGCAAUACAGGCACGAAAAAAACACGUUAUAUAUACAGGAGCAUUUACAAUUGAACAGGAGAAAAUACGAUCAACAAAAGGGGUAAUUCCAGUACCCGAUAUAUGGGUAACAAUAGUACAAAGUGAAGUAGAAGAAGGAGAAGAACCAAACCAAGAGAGAUUCAACUCAGGGGUCUCAAUCAUAUUGAAUAAUAAUUUCAAUCACGAUAAAACUACUUCCACAAAAGAAUUCAUCGUAAAGAAAUUUUGUAAAGAAAGCCUAUGCGAAAAUGCAUUUCCUAAAUAUUUCCCUGAAAUUGGUAACUCUAUCCAUUGCUGUGCUGUCGAGGAACCGAUAUUUAAAUUAUUUGAAAACAGAUUCUUGGUUGAACGUGUUAUGAAACCAGAUUUUAUAUUUGAUAGUGCGGAAGAUAAUCCGAUUCCAAUCACACCAGUUUUGGAGAAAACUGAAAGUAAAAAAAACCAGCGAUACAGCGAUUAGCUUCCAAAUUACCUUUACCUAAUUCUCUUUUCCAAUUGGCUUAGAUUUUAAGAUUCAUCUCAGAAAGUUCAACUAUAGGUAUAUUAAAAUCCUCAUCAUUAUUUCAUUUAUUUUCAAUGUGAAAUUAAUUUUUUUUAACUUAUAAUAAUACGUACAUAUGUAACGACAAUAAAAUUCAAAAUAAAAUC
Planococcus citri (citrus mealybug) is the source of this 1652-nucleotide messenger RNA. RefSeq lists its product as uncharacterized. Bases 37 to 1464 code for a protein of 475 amino acids. Lineage: Eukaryota; Metazoa; Arthropoda; Insecta; Hemiptera; Pseudococcidae. The transcript has 6 exons. The record is from RefSeq and is a predicted model, not a curated record.